Messenger RNA from Chenopodium quinoa (quinoa), 1059 nucleotides. Its product is annotated as expansin-like B1. The record is from RefSeq and is a predicted model, not a curated record. NCBI's taxonomy places the organism in Eukaryota, Viridiplantae, Streptophyta, Magnoliopsida, Caryophyllales, Amaranthaceae. The transcript has 4 exons. Bases 96 to 863 code for a protein of 255 amino acids. Gene Ontology annotation, cellular component: extracellular region.
CUUCAUUUCUCACCAUUUCUACAACUAUCUUUUUUAUAUUAGCUUCUUGCAUUCUUAGCUUGUUGUGUUUUCAUUUCUACUAAUCCUUGAAAAAAAUGGGGUUUAGCCUUAAUUACAAAAAAAUUAUACUUCCUUUGAUAAUGAUGUUGUUAUUUGUACUUGGAUAUGGUCAAGAUUAUAUCUGCUCUAGAGCAACCUAUUUUGGUAGUCCGAAUUGUCAAGGGAACCCAACUGGAGCAUGUGGAUAUGGAGAAUAUGGGAGAACUGCCAAUGAUGGGUAUGUAGCUGGUGUCCACAGACCUUACAAAAACGGCACCGGAUGUGGUGCUUGCUAUCAGGUAAGGUGCAAGACAGGAGAAUGCACGGAAGAUGGGGUGGUGGUGGUGGCAACAGAUUUUGGGGUGGGCGAUUGGACCGAUUUCCUAUUUCCGGCCAAGGCCUAUGCUAAGAUGGCCCGGCCGGGGUUAGAAGCCGAGCUGCUCUCAUACGGCGUCGUUAAUAUCGAAUACCGUCGAGUCCCUUGCACCUUCGGUGGUUUAAACCUCAUAAUUAACAUUCAUGAAGGCACAAGAUACCCUCACUACUUGGCCAUUAUUAUCACAUAUAAUCCUAGUCUCUAUGACGUUGUUGGUGUUCAAGUUUGGCAGGAGGAAACCAAAGAAUGGAGGCCCAUGAGAAAGCCAUUUGGAGCAGUUUGGGACAUGGAAAAUCCACCAAGAGUAGAAGGAGGAGCUUAUAAAACUAGAUACUUUCUUGUUGCCAGCAACACUAAUCAUGCCACGUGGGUGGAAUCACCUACUCUUAUUCCUGCUAAUUGGGGAAAAGGAGCUAAUUUUGAGCUUGCCAUUGAACUCUUAUUGUAACUAUUUGCCAAUUUUAUUGGUCAUCACCACUUUAAUUUCUCUUUACUUACCUCAUAAAUUAGUGAUUAAAUAAGAUUAUGGACCAUGUACUUGAAUUCAAUUGUGUUGAUUAAUACUAGUAUUGUAAUGCUUUAAUAGUUGUGUUUAAAUCCAUGUAUGUUAGUUUUUUACUAAAUUGAAUAGAUACGUUUACAAA